GCAAAAUUCUCAUUCCGGUCCUCAGGCGGGCACCGAAGGACAGCAUAUAUUCCAAUCAACAAGCGUGCCGAGAUUGUGCAUUUACAUGAGGAUUCCAACUUUGUCGUUCCCAACUGAUUUCUGAGCUAUUUAUGUAUCAACCCACGAGACAGAAUGACAACAUUAAUAGAGAGAGAUAUGAGGAAGAAUGCCCAUGAAUUCCACUCCACAUUCUUUUUCUGAAUCUACCCUUUUCGCACACUAUAGCUACUACAUAGCUUCUUCGAUUUGCACAAGCUUUUAUCAGAUAUAGUUUCUGCCAGAUCUCAAGAAAUCAUCAGUUUUUCAAUUAUCACAAGAACUCAAGAAGGUGGGAAAUGGAGACCAUUGACAAAAAUGUGGGGAAGAAGUUCCAGAAAAGCUACUUUGAUGUACUGGGGCUUUGCUGUUCCUCGGAGAUUCCAAUGAUUGAGAGAAUUCUUAGUUCACUUGAUGGAGUUAAGGACUUUUCUGUAAUAGUUCCAACCAAAACAGUGAUUGUUGUUCAUGAUUCUCUCCUCAUCUCCCAGAUUCAAAUAGUUAAAGCACUGAAUCAAGCAAGGUUGGAGGCAAAUAUCAGAGCCUAUGGCGAGCCAAACUACAAGAACAAAUGGCCAAGCCCAUAUGCUGUCAUUAGCGGUGUAUUACUCCUGCUUUCAUUUCUAAAAUACGUCUACAGUCCCCUCGGAUGGUUGGCCAUCGGAGCAAUUGCUGUUGGAAUCAUACCAAUAUUAUUAAAGGCAGUUUCAGCAGUUCGCAAUCUUACACUUGAUAUCAACAUCCUUGUUUUAAUCGCAGUUUCAGGAUCAAUUGCCCUUCAUGAUUACUGGGAAGCUGCCACUAUUGUCUUCUUGUUUACCAUAGCAGAGUGGCUAGAGUCGAGGGCAAGCCAUAAGGCUACAGCCGUUAUGUCGUCGUUAGUAAAUGUAGUACCCCAGAGGGCAGUCAUGGCUGAUACAGGUGAAGAAAUCAAUGCAGACGAAGUCAAGUUGAAUACAGUUCUAGCUGUGAAGGCUGGUGAAGUUAUACCUAUUGAUGGAGUUGUUGUGGAAGGUAACUGUGAAGUGGAUGAGAAGUUUUUGACGGGAGAGUCAUUCCCUGUAGCCAAGCAGAAAGACUCCAUCGUUUGGGCUAGCACGAUCAAUCUCAAUGGCUACAUAACUGUUAAAACCACGGCGGUAACGGAAGAUUGCGUGGUGGCCAGAAUGGCAAAACUGGUAGAAGAUGCUCAAAACAAAAAAUCGAGAACUCAAAGAUUUAUAGACAAGUGCGCCAAGUACUACACGCCUGCCAUAGUGGUGAUAUCAGCUUUUUUGGCCAUAGUCCCUGUGGCAUUCAAAGUCGAAAAUAAGAAAGAAUGGUACCACUUGUCGCUCGUCGUUUUGGUGAGUGGAUGUCCAUGUGCACUUCUUCUGUCCACACCAGUUGCCAUGUUCUGUGCACUAUCGAAAGCAGCAAGGCUUGGAGUACUGUUCAAAGGAGCCGAGCAUCUUGAAACUCUUGCUCGUAUAAAGAUCACGGCCUUCGACAAAACUGGGACGAUAACAAGGGGAGAAUUUCUCGUGGCAGAUUUCAAAUCUCUCCAGGAUAAUGUUAGCCUCAACACACUGCUCUACUGGAUCUCAAGCGUUGAAAGCAAAUCAAGUCAUCCAAUGGCAGCUGCUCUGGUUGAUUUUGCAAGAGCACAAGGAAUUGAGCCAACGCCUGAAAAAGUGGAGAAAUUUCAAAUUUUUCCAGGUGAAGGGAUUUUAGGGAGAAUCGAAGAUAAUGACAUAUAUGUUGGAAACUGGAAAGUUGCUUCAAGAGCAGGGUGUACUAUAGUUCCGAAAUUAGAAGGUUAUGACGUAGAAGGAAAGUCCGUUGGUUACGUUUUCUUGGGGCCGUCUCCUGCCGGCAUCUUCUGUCUCUCUGAUGCAUGUCGAACGGGAGCAAAGGAGGCUCUGAAAGAGCUGAAGUCAAUAGGCAUCAAGACUGUGAUGCUAACUGGGGAUUCCUGCACGGCUGCCAAGCAUGCACAGGCUCAGUUAGGAGGGGCUUUAGAGGUUGUUCAUGCUGAACUCCUGCCAGAAGACAAAGAAAGAAUAAUUAAAGAGCUUCAGAAAGAGGGUCCAACGGCCAUGAUAGGUGACGGUGUCAAUGAUGCUCCUGCAUUAGCCACAGCAGAUAUUGGUAUCUCAAUGGGCGUAUCCGGCUCUGCACUUGCAACAGAAACUGGAGACGUUGUUCUUAUGUCAAACGACAUUCAAAGGAUACCCAAAGCUUUACGUAUUGCAAAGAAAGUCCGAAGGAAAAUAGUCGAGAACGUGGUAAUAGCAAUUUCAACCAAAGCUGCGAUUUUGGGAUUAGCAAUAGCCGGUCAUCCCCUCGUUUGGGCUGCAGUGCUAACUGACGUAGGAACGUGCUUGUUAGUGAUCUUCAACAGCAUGCUACUACUGCAAGGAAUCCCGGCACAACAAAAACAAUGUUGUCGGUCUACUAUUAAUUCACAUGUCCAUAAACAGAAGUGUAGUAGUACAUCUGGCUGUUCCUCACAUACUGAUAAUUCUUCUUGCUUUGAUGUUGAAUCUCAAAAGAAGUGUCAGCCUCAAACAUGCUCCUCCGAGACAUGUUCUUCUGCUUCAAGUUCUUGUGGGAAAAAGAAAUGCUCGAACACUGCUAAAGAGCACGGUUGUGAUGCACAUGCUCAUCACCACAAUGAAGCCAAAGCUAUGGAUCAUCAUGAUCUGAAAUCAGAGAGAAUACAUUGUCAUCAGCACGACGAGGCAAAAGCUAUGCAUGAUCAAGAUUUGGAGUCCCAGACAGCACACAACCAUGGUUGUCCUAAGAAGGAGAGCUGCUGUAAGAAAAAUAGUUGUUCAAAAUCUGCUCAAAGGCACAAACACAACAGGCUCCAUGAGACAGUAGAGAAGCAGAAAUGUGAGCAUAAGGGGUCUUCACAAUCACCAAUAUCUGAUAAGCAGGUGAUGCAUAACAAUCAUUGCAUGGAAAACCACUGUGCAAAUCACGACGAUAAGCUCAAAGGACGAACAUUGCAUGGAUGUUGCAACAGCUUGAGAAGAGAAUGCUGCAAAGGAAAUGGAAAGGUUGGAGCGAGUUUGAGAGGGCUAUCAGAAAUUGUGAUCGAGUAAUAAUACGUAAGCAAGUGUAAGAAUGAUUAAACCUUUACAGAUUCGGCCUCCGGAUACGUAAUUAGUCACAGACAUUUCAGAAUCAAUUGAAAGUGGAUAGUGCAAGAAGGCUGAUGAUCAGGAUCUAUGAACUUAAUUAGAAAGUGUUUCUCAAUACAAUAUUGUAUCAUCUGCAGAAAGAAGGUUUUGGACCAAAGGUGCAAACCUCUGUUGGAGCUUAACUCCAGACAUGUCUGCCCACUCGAUCGGAAUUUCUCAACUAAUUUGUCCUGAUUUUUGCGAUUUGAACUAGCUGUCAAAAUUCUGAACUAAUGUUCUUUCCAGAUUUUGCCGAUAA
This is a messenger RNA of Sesamum indicum (sesame), 3483 nucleotides long. RefSeq names its product putative inactive cadmium/zinc-transporting ATPase HMA3. The record is from RefSeq and is a predicted model, not a curated record. NCBI's taxonomy places the organism in Eukaryota, Viridiplantae, Streptophyta, Magnoliopsida, Lamiales, Pedaliaceae. Gene Ontology annotation, cellular component: membrane. Gene Ontology annotation, biological process: transmembrane transport; monoatomic cation transport. Gene Ontology annotation, molecular function: ATP binding; ATP hydrolysis activity; ATPase-coupled monoatomic cation transmembrane transporter activity.